AUGAGGUUUGUAGGCGUCUGCUCUAAUGUGACAGUGCACUGCUGUUGUUCUGAAGCUCGCAGUCAAGUGCCCGCUUAUUGGCUGGCUGUGAGGUGAAAGGUUGUUGCUGUCGUCAAAUCUGCUCUGAGGACUGGGCUCUGGAGGCAGAGCAGGACAUAUUUGGGAAAGGUACUGAUGAGAGGAAAUGGGAAGCAGUCGCAGGCAGGGGCUAGCAGACGGUGCACUGGCAGGAUGCUGAUUUGCCACAGCAGGUUUCAUCUUUGGAACCUCCCAGAGCCUAUACAUACCUAGCCCAAAGCUAUAGCCUACGUUAUGACGACAACCAUUUUUUCGACUGACGACGACUUUCGCGUGCGGCAGACAAGACAGCAAAACGUCUGGAUGAAUGUACACCUAUUUUAAUCACAGAAAUGGCAUGUAAAUAGUGCCUUUGGUGCAUUUGGACGAACCGUGGAUGCGCGCCGAUUAGUAAUUUACCGGUGUUACAGCUUCAGAAUUUUUCCCGAAAAGACGCGUCUCUUACCUCAUUUGCAAGGAUAUGUCGGCGCAGUCCCAUCAUCAAUAACCAAUGUGGGAUAGUCUACGGGGAAUAAUAAUUUUGACACCGCAUUUUGGCCUGUGUUGAAUUGAUUCAUUAUAUUCAGCAGACGAUAAGGCAUAAACAAUGGCGGGCCCAGAGCAGUCCAAGCAGCAGCAGGUAGAGGAGAAAGCUGAGCACAUAGACGACGCUGAGCUCGCUCUUCAAGGUAUCAACAUGCUUCUCAACAACGGAUUCAAGGAGAGCGACGAGCUUUUCAGAAAAUACAGGACUCACAGUCCACUGAUGAGCUUUGGGGCCAGUUUUGUCAGCUUCCUGAAUGCCAUGAUGACCUUUGAGGAGGAGAAGAUGCAGACGGCGUGUGACGACCUGAGGACCACAGAGAAGCUGUGCGAGAGUGACAACGUUGGCGUCAUAGAGACAAUCAGGAACAAGAUCAAGAAGAGUUUGGAGUCCCAGAGGUCAGGGGUCGUGGUUGUGGACCGCCUGCAGCGACAGAUCAUUGUGGCCGACUGCCAGGUCUACCUCGCUGUGCUCUCCUUCAUCAAGCAGGAGCUCUCAUCAUACAUCAAAGGAGGCUGGAUCCUCCGUAAGGCCUGGAAGAUGUACAAUAAGUGCCACAGUGACAUCAGUCAGCUGCAGGAGACCUGCGUGAGGCGCUGUUCCUCCCAUGAGGAGGAUCUAUCCUCAGACCAGGCCAACCACAACACCCCAGUGGAGGGUGCUGUGACUGCAGAGGCCCUGGACCGACUCAAGGGCUCCGUCAGCUUCGGCUACGGCCUCUUCCAUCUCUGCAUCUCCAUGGUACCACCACACCUGCUCAAGAUCAUCAACCUGCUGGGUUUCCCUGGCGACCGUCUCCAGGGUCUGUCCUCCCUCAUGUAUGCCAGUGAGAGUAAGGACAUGAAGGCCCCGCUAGCUACAUUGGCCCUCCUGUGGUACCACACAGUAGUGCUGCCUUUCUUUGCUCUGGAUGGUUCUGACACUCAGGCAGGCCUGGAGGAGGCCAAGGCCAUUCUCCAGAGGAAGGCUGUGGUCUACCCCAAUUCCUCCCUCUUCAUGUUCUUUAAAGGACGGGUUCAGAGAUUAGAGUGCCAAAUUAACAGUGCUCUGGUGUCCUUCCAUGAUGCACUAGAGCUGGCAUCAGACCAAAGAGAGAUCCAGCACGUGUGUCUCUAUGAAAUUGGCUGGUGCAGUAUGAUCGAGAUGAACUUUGAGGAUGCGUUUAGGUCAUUUGAGAGGCUGAAGAAUGAGUCCCGAUGGUCACAGUGUUACUAUGCCUACCUGACUGGAGUAUGUCAGGGAGCUGCAGGGGACUUAGAUGGUGCCAAGGAUGUCUUCAAAGAUGUCCAGAAACUGUUCAAGAGGAAGAAUAACCAGAUUGAGCAGUUUGCCCUCAAGCGGGCAGAGAGACUGAGGAAGAUGUCUCCCACCAGAGAGCUGUGCAUUCUGGGAGUCAUAGAGGUGCUGUACCUGUGGAAGGCUCUGCCCAACUGCUCCUCCUCCAAACUGCAGCUCAUGAAUCAGUUGUUACAGAGUGUGGAUGACGCAUCGUGCAGAGGUCUGAAAAACCUCCUUCUCGGUUCCAUCCACAAAUGUCAUGGAAAUAAUAAAGAUGCCAUCCAGUCGUUCCAGCUGGCUGCCAGAGAUGAGUUUGGUCGACAAACCAACUCUUAUGUGCAGCCAUACUCCUGCUAUGAGCUUGGAUGUGUCCUGCUUGCCCAGCCAGAGACGGUGGGAAAAGGGAGAGCAUUUCUGCUUCAGGCAAAGGAGGAUUAUGCAGGCUAUGACUUUGAGAACAGACUUCACGUGCGCAUCCACUCAGCCAUGGCCACGCUGAAGGAAGUGGUACCCCAAUGACCCCGCCCACCACUGGACGAAUAACGAUGAGGCAACUACUCCGUCUCCAGCUGUGCACUUGAUGAUAUAGGAAACAUGGCUAUUUUCUAUUCAAAACCACAGUAUGACUCAUCAGACAAAAUAGUCCUUUUUCUGUUAGAUGUUUUACACAUCCAAAUACAAUAAACCAACAAUUUCAUAGUCAUUAGCAUUUUCUUCUUAAUCUGGUGGAGGGUUUUAGCCCUGCAAACCUUCCUUCCAUUCUUUGGACCAUACGUAAUGGUACAUAGGAUACUUCUUGAAGAGGCACACCUUAUUCUCAUUGUCAGCUUUUCUUGACUACAGGUAGUAACAGUACAGUUAAACAGUAAGUAAACUUGUCCUUUGUGUUCUUGUCAUGUUCUUGGGAAGACAUGUACAAGAGAUGUUCGAUUACAACCCAUAAUCGUGAUCAAAUGGUUAUUUGCCAAUUGUUUGUGUUUGCCUCAUGUGACAAGGCAAGACAAAGGUUCUUGAUUGUAUUAGUUGUCGCUGUUGUAGUACCCUCUUAUUGACCAAUAUCCAUACAAUUAUCGCCUCUGGUUUUUCAGAAAUGUGUCCUAGAUUAAAUGGCCCUACUUUGCUUGUCAUGAUGCCAACAAACAUAGAUCAUUUUUUCUGCAAUGAGAAAGUAUUAGUGAAGUUUUAUGGUGACAACAACCCCCUAAAUGAUGGGACAAGUACUUAGUGGCCUGCUACCUUGUAGUAUUGUAUUACGCAGCGUGCCAUACAGAGUGUACUAUGCCAUGCAGUGAAACCUUGUAAUAUUAGUGUCAGGUACCUUGAAUUCUGAAUAUUAUGAAAUUGCUUUUACAUUCUGACAUUCACAUAUUAGCUUACAAAUAACAUGCACUUCUAAAAUGUUUUGUAACAUUUUUGCACAAUGCAAUAUCAAAACAAUGUUAUAGAUGAUUUAUUUUAGUUUACAAGCAGUGGGCAUUGAUCUGCACACUAUGCAUGCAAUGACAGGGGUAUUAUUAGUGACCCAAGGACCUGAAAGAUCCUUUUCUACAGCUGUGUACUAUGAAUCGGAACAUUUUCUUCCUGAGAUACUUUAGAUGACAACAGAACACAUUUAUAUUAAUAUUUACUCUGGUUUUUAACAAAAUUCAACAAGGUCCUCAUUAACUACAGGCAUUGUAAUAAUCAUGGUAGGUUUUAGGUUACUGUACAAACUGGACAUUAAAGCUUAAUACUCUGUCA
Molecule: messenger RNA, 3619 nt
Organism: Oncorhynchus gorbuscha (pink salmon)
Lineage: Eukaryota; Metazoa; Chordata; Actinopteri; Salmoniformes; Salmonidae
Product: tetratricopeptide repeat protein 39C
Exons: 14
Coding region: 665-2398 (577 amino acids)
Biological process (GO): otolith morphogenesis; cilium assembly
Molecular function (GO): protein binding
Source: RefSeq, a predicted model, not a curated record